AUGGACAGCUACAUGGAUUCCCAGGCCUCUUUGCUAGGCUCACAAUGGAUGCUGCUGCCAAACCAGUCGUAUCUCGCUCCCCGUGCCAUGGCAUACGUCUUUCCCAGGCCACGACAAGGCCGGGUGAUGAAGCCCCGUAGCGCGGGCAAUAGCCCGUCGUCCGUGGGCAGCAGACGUGCUGCGACUCGGCCGCACGGCUCCGUGGCCCAACAACAACUGUCAAGUCAGGACUAUCAAACCCACCUCGCCGUCACUGCCCUCGCUUCUGCAGCCCGGACGCGGAGGGCUCGUCCUCUCAGCUGGCAUCCCUCGUCCGCAAGAGACCAGCGCUACUCUAAACGCUCGUACACGAUGGUUCAACCGCACCAGCCCGUUCCUAUGUACGGGGAAGGAAACUUCCUCUCGUAUCCCCCUGCAGUUUCAGAUGUUCCCGUAUCUACGCAGUACCCUAUCUCCAACUUCCUCGGAGAUGCAUCAGUCCAGCAGAUGUCCCCUCUGUCAAUGGGCAGCUCGCAGAUCCAGUCACUUCCGUGGGAUACCCCCUCCAACGGCCUACCGACUACUCCACAGACCAUGCCCCCCGCUUGGCCAUCUGACAUGGGCUCAAUGGAUAAUUUUGAUGACUUCAUUUCUUCGGCGGCUCUUCCAGGCUCUUACUACGAAACUGUCCCCUCCUCGGAUGGGUAUACGGUACCGUCCACACCUGACCUCCUCCCCGCCCAGCCACUCGACAUUGAGUCUGGAUCGCAACCACAGCCAGCGUCGAACAACCGAAAAUCGGAGGAUGAGCUUGUUGGGAUGGGCUUGUAUAGCGACCCAGAAGCCUCAGGAGCGAAUUCCCUGCUGGGGAUCUCUGGAAGAGGCCUGAAACUGGAAGAGACCUUCACGCCUUCUUCGGAAAACGAAGCCGAAGAACCCGAUUCUAAAGACGAGGAUGAUGACGGCGAGGAGGAAAACGAGGAGGCGGAAGAGCCGAAGCAAGAGUUGUCCGAGAUGACAUAUAUGCUGCCCCCCAAGCAAACGGCCAAGGCGCCUGUUAGCAUGCUAUUCGGCGGUCACGAGGACAGUAUCCAGAGUCUCAUUGCUGAAAGCCAGCAGCUGCUUACCUUGGGGGAACAGUCUUGCUUCAAUUACGGUUAUGGUUGGGUUUGA
Messenger RNA from Monascus purpureus, 1152 nucleotides. The record is from the annotation of a GenBank genome assembly. NCBI's taxonomy places the organism in Eukaryota, Fungi, Ascomycota, Eurotiomycetes, Eurotiales, Aspergillaceae.